AUGCGAAGCGCUCAUUUUUACCCUGGUCAUGCUGUCGUAGACCUUUUUCUUCAACCUCUGGAUGGACCUUACAUCGAGCGAGGAAAAAGCUGUUACGAAGUAGCCCUUCGUAAAAAACUGAUUCUUGGUGACGUAAUGCUCAUUAGUGGACUUUCUUAUAAAGAAGGGAUUGAUGUUGUAUUGUUUCAAGAAAAAGGAGGCGAUGUUCUCUUGAACCUGACAGAAUCCAUAACAUUGCUUUAUUCAAUCAGGGCGCUUUUCACUUCUUUUAACUUUGUUAGUUGCAAUCAAGAGAAAGAGAAGUUGAAAAGUUUUGGGAUAUUAGCUGAACGGGUUUUGCGAUUUGACGUAAAAUCGACGUAA
This is a messenger RNA of Enterobius vermicularis (human pinworm), 363 nucleotides long. Lineage: Eukaryota; Metazoa; Nematoda; Chromadorea; Rhabditida; Oxyuridae. The record is from the annotation of a GenBank genome assembly.